Xiphias gladius (swordfish) is the source of this 7358-nucleotide messenger RNA. It is a transcript of the gene grid2ipb, whose product is annotated as glutamate receptor, ionotropic, delta 2 (Grid2) interacting protein, b. Gene Ontology annotation, molecular function: protein binding. The transcript has 26 exons. Bases 1 to 4461 code for a protein of 1486 amino acids. The record is from RefSeq and is a predicted model, not a curated record. NCBI's taxonomy places the organism in Eukaryota, Metazoa, Chordata, Actinopteri, Istiophoriformes, Xiphiidae.
AUGAAGAAGUUUUUGCAAAACAAAAAAGGCAGAUACUCUUUUCGGCAGAGCAAACGGGGUUCUCGGUACCCAUCUAAAGAUUUCUUCCUUAGCAUGCCGACGUCCAACCAGGGCUGGCCUGAGGAUUUCGGCUUCCAGCUCGGUGGGAAUGGACCUAGCUACAUCCUGUCUGUGGAGGAGGGCAGCAGCGCCCACCUAGCAGGGUUGCAGGCAGGGGACCAGGUCCUGGAGAUCGAGGGCCACAAUGUGUCGACACUGGGCCCGCAAGCCGUCAUCGCCAUCGCCCAGACUCAGAAGAACAUCCCUCCUAGUAUCGGAGUGGUGUCCCGCAUACAGCAGAUGGACAUCAUACCAGGUCCAGACGGUCGCUUUGGAUUCACCAUCGUAGGAGACUGCCCACUGCUGGUGGAGGACUGCUCGCCUUGCUCUCCAGCCGGCCGUGCAGGUCUGAGGGCCGGGGAUUACGUCAUGGAGGUCAACGGCAUACCCGUCAGGCAACAUGAGACAGCCGCGGCACUGAUCAAGGCCUCCCAGGGGAGGACGCUCCGUCUGGGGGUGCUGUGCCUCAGCCCAAGGCAGAAACACAGCGUCAGCAUAGAGGACAGUCAGAUGGGAGGAGAGGGGGCAAGACUGGACCGUAAACAUAAAGCUCUGGAGUUCAACAGGAAGGUUGACCAGAUUUUAGGUGAUGAACCCGAAGUGAAAGAGAAACUCUUCACUGCACUGAAGCAGUAUGCAGCAGAGAAGAGAUCUGAGUGGUUGGCCUCUGUCCUGCCAGAGAUACUCACCACUGAUGAGCAUCGACAGCUCAUCUCCAGCAUCAGAAUCUUCAUUCCGAAGAAGCACCGGCAGCGCUUCGACGAAGCUGUCUCACAGAACGUGAUCAACCGACUCUGCCGCAGCAAGAGCAUCAGUGAGCCGCAGGGCAGAGUCCGGCGCAGCCGGAGCGAGGAUCACUCCGAGCGCCACCAUGGGUCCAAACGGGCCAGUUCUGUGCCCAGGGACGGAGGAGAAGCGGGAGGGAGGGGUGAGGCGGGGAGAGACAGGGGCAUAAGGAAGUCCAUCUCUGGGAUACCUGCACAUCCCCCUAUCGGACCCAAUCAGAGGAUCGUUCGUGUCUACAGAGGGAAGAAGAACUUCGGCUUCACGCUGCGAGGUCACGCUCCCGUCUGCAUCGACUCCGUUAUCCCAGAUAGUCCUGCUGAGGAAUGUGGACUGAAACCAGGCGACCGUAUCCUUUUCCUCAAUGGACUGGACAUGAGGAACUGUUCCCAUGAGAAGGUGGUGUCCAUGCUGCAGGGCAGUGGGGCAAUGCCCACUCUGGUUGUGGAGGAAGGUCCGUCAGACUACUCUUCAGACCAAACCGACCCAGAGGAGUCGCCUAGCCUGGCCCCCACCACGUUACCACGCUCUAGGUCUCCAGCCCUCAGCUCUUUGCAGUGGGUAGCAGAGAUUCUUCCACCGAGCAUCAAAGUCCAUGGGCGGACCUUCAGUCAGCAGCUGGACCACCUGCUGACCAUCCAGGAAAGAUACACAGUCUGCAAGGCCUUGGAGACUUUUUUCCAGCAUAGGAACGUGGACACCCUUAUAGUAGACGUGUUUCCAGUGUUGGACACUCCAGCCAAACAGCUGAUCUGGCAGUUCAUCUACCAGCUACUGACUUACGAUGAACAGGAGCACUGCCAGAGCAAGCUGUCACGCUUCCUGGGUUUCAAGAGCAGUGCAGUGUCAGAGGCUGAUGACGGUCCGGAGCACCACCGGCGGAGCAGCUCCAUGCGUGUGACGGGGACGUCGUACCGCGGCAGCAUCCGAGAGAGGAGCUCUGACGAUUGCAUCAUUGGGACUCACCUGGGAAUGGGAAUUCAUGUCGAUGAAUCUGGGAACCCGGAAGAGAGGCAGUCAGGAGAUGGAACCUCCUUUCCCGAGUCUCCUGACCUCAAUCAUAUGACAGGUGUGUACACGGAGCUGGAGAAUGUGUACGCAGGAAAGAGUGUGUCUCCACUGCAGGGUGGCUCCUCAGCAGAGCCGGAGAGGCCGGGACAGACUGAGGCCUACGGGCGCUCUCUCUCUCCCCUCACACUCCCUCCUCUCACAGGUAACCGUAAAUCCGGCUUGUCCCUGUCCUGGAAGGAGCCUCUCCCGACUCCUGUGUAUGAGAUCCACCACCAGAGCAGCGUGGAUUCCAACCCCUAUGUCAGCCUGGAGAGCCCGCCCUCCUCCCCACAGCACUUGGACAGCGGUCCCAACACACUGACCCGUCGCAAGAAGCUGUUCACCUUCUCCCGCCCACCCCGCAGCCGAGACACCGACAAGUUCCUGGACGCCCUGAGCGAACAGCUUGGCCACCGGGUCACACUGGUGGAUGACUUCAUGCCCGGGGAGAACGACUAUGAGGAGAUAUAUGAAGGUGAUUGUCAUGGUUUCAGAAGAAGAGGUGUGCCUAUGAGUUUCCAGGAGGACCAGGACCUGGGCUUCAUGCCACAGCAGCUCAGCAGUGGCAGCAGUGAGGAUCACAGUAGCAGCGAUGAGGCGUCCUCUCCCUCCUACUCCUCUGGAUCUGAACCAAUCCCACCUCCUCCCACCCAGAGCCCUCCACCUCCCCCACCCUUCCAGGCUCUGAUACCCCCUCCUGUCCAGUUUACUGACCCUCUCCCACCCGUCCGCUUCUCUCCUGAGCACAUCCCCCGCAGCCGUAUGCCCUUCCAGCCACACCACCCCAUCAUCCCUCCACCUCCACCCCCUCCGAGGACCCUCCUGUCCAGCCGUUCUCCACUACACAAAGUGCUCCCCACCAGAGAAGAAGCAGAGAAAACUCACCAACGCUUCCAGACCACCUCCACCCGUCUCUCGCACGGCCACAGCACCAUGGGCUCCACCACCCUGCGCCCCUCCCAGCCGUCCCGCCCCAGCUACCUCCCGCGCCAGCUCAGCCAGCCCCAGCCUAUCCACCAGCCAUCCCCCCAGCCCUCCCCUCAGCUGCUGAGACCAAGCCAGCUCGUCCUCCAGAGGCACCACCAGCUUCACCACCAACACAGCUACCAGGGCCCACUGCCGCCAUCCCUCCAGGAUCACAGCCCCUCCCAGUCUACGAGCCAAGGCCCCGCGGGCUCCUCCCUGCUCUCCCAGCCUCCAGCGUCUCACUCUACCCUCCCCAGUCACACUAACACCUACGAAACCGCACGACAGGAACACCAGUCACAGCAGGUUCCACCACCUCCACCGCCACCCCUGCCCCCACCCUGUGACCCGCCUCCACUGCCCAAGCCAGGCCACCACGCCUCAGACACCAACCACAUGAGUGUGAAGAGGCUGCGCUGGGAGCAGGUGGAGAACUCUGAGGGAACCAUUUGGGGUCAGCUCGGAGAGGAUUCAGACUAUGACAAGCUCACUGACAUGGUGAAGUACUUGGACCUGGAUCUGCACUUUGGGACCCAACGCAGAUCCAUCUCUCCUCCAGAGCCAGCCUUCCUUCCCGAGAACUUUAAAAAGAAAGACGUGGUGGAAAUUCUGUCUCAUAAGAAAGCCUACAACGCCUCCAUCCUCAUCGCCCAUCUGAAGCUCUCCCCCACCGAGCUGCGCCAGGUCUUGAUGAACAUGACCACAAAGAGGCUCGAGCCGGCCCACAUCAAGCAGCUGCUGCUCUACGCCCCCGACGACGACGAGGUCAAACAGUACGAGCAGUUUGACCAGGACCCAGCCAAGCUAAGCGAGCCCGACCAGUUCAUUUUCCAGAUGCUGAUGGUGCCUGAAUAUAAGACUCGUCUGCGGAGCCUCCACUUCAAGACCACCCUGCAGGAGAGGACGGAGGAGAUGAAGGUUGCGUACGAUUACAUCUACAAGGCUUCAGUGGAGCUGAAGAGCAGCAAGAAACUGGCCAAAAUCCUGGAGUUUGUUCUUGCGAUGGGGAAUUACCUGAACAAUGGUCAGCCAAAGAGCAACAGGACAACCAGUUUUAAGAUCAACUUCCUAACUGAGCUAAGCACAACCAAAACAGUGGAUGGGAAAUCCACUUUUCUCCACAUACUGGCCAAGUCUCUGUGCCAACACUUCCCUGAGCUGCUCAACUUUUCCAGAGACCUUACAACGGUGCCUCUGGCAGCCAAGGUGAACCAGAGGGCCAUCACAGCAGAGCUGAGUGACCUUCAUACCACCAUCCAAGACAUCAGGGCAGCCUGUCUGAAGAUCCCACCCACCUCUGAGGACCACUUUGCUUCUGUCAUGAGCAGCUUUCUGGAGAACAGCCACCCCGCGAUCCAGUCUCUGGAGUCUCUGCAGACCCGAGCGAUGGAAGAAUUCUCCAAGGUGGCCUCCUACUUCGGAGAGGACAGCAAGUCCACCUGCACGGAGGCCUUCUUCGGCAUCUUUGCAGAGUUCAUGUCCAAGUUUGAGAGGGCUCUCAGUGAGACCCAGACUCCAGAAAACCCCAGAAGCCCCAGACUGUCUUCCCCUCUGGCCUGGUAGAGGCAAAAAAAUGUGGGCGGAUGUCGGGCCAAACCGACAAGGCCGGUCGGCUCCAUUUUCACUCUGCUCUCCACAACCAAAGUGCCAAGAUCCCACACAGAGACACUCAAACCAUCGGGAACAGAGACCACGUCAUCUAUAGCAAACGGAAAGAGGCAAAAAAAAAAAGCAGAAAUAUACUUUACUUAUCUGUAGAUAAUUCUAACCCGUGCCCCGUGUGCAGCAGUGCUGUUAUUUUAGGUGCUGGAUAGAGCAGGAACAUUCAGGUGUCCACAGGUCAACAGGAACUCUCCACACACUGAAGACUCAAACUAGUCUUUACAUUACUUACAUCUCUUUUUAAUACACAUUAUAUAUCAGAUAUUAAAAGAUACAUUAGAGAAACUAUCCAUGUACAUUUGAUUGCUUCACUUCAUCUUGAAGCUGCAUUAAAAUGAGAUGUAAGCAAUGAAAACAACUGGUCUGGAAUUUACAGAUUACUUGCUAUGUUUAUUAUAUAACAAUACAAAGUUUAUAUUUUCUAUCAGAUCAUAUUUGAAAAUUGUAAAAAUGAAGCGUAGAUGUAGGCGGAGAAAAUUAUCUGGAAUCAAGAUGAUUCACAAGCGUAGUGUAUUUAGUGUGUACGGAGUCAUGCAGGACGGCGAGUGUUUGACCACACAGUUCAUACGGCGGUUUGCUCACUGCAUCUCCUUCCAGCAGGAUUUAAUUUAAAGAUUUAAAAAUACUACUUAGUGGAGUUUUCACAGCAACUUGUAUCCACAUUGCUGAUUUCAGAUGUGGUCAUUUUCAUCUAAUUUACUGUGAUUUUAAAGGGCAUCUUCUGUGAGAAUUUCAAUUUUGUUCUCCUCAUGCAGUGAGCUAAAGUCAAAGUCAGCCGCCCCCGAGCUCUGGGUCACUUUUCCUUUGAAGUCUGCUGCAUAUUACAUUUCGAAAUUGCUGAUGAGAAUCAGAUAACCAUUUUCUGUGGAAGCAAAACAAGGCAAUAAAGAUCAACCACUAAUCAAUGUUGAAAUUGAAAAUAAAUUUAUAGAACUGAAAUAUGACCAUCUAUCUGAAUUUAAAAGGUUUCAAUUCCUCUGAAAUUUCCAGUUGCACAAUUUCAGAAACUUGAUUUAAUGUAAGAGAAAAGAAAACCGUAUUCAAGUUCCUCAAAUUCCACUGGUUGUUUUUUUUUGGUUUUUUUUUAGAUCUAAAAAUUAAAGUCAAGUUAAAUAAAAAAGUGGUUGUUCAAAUUGGAUUGGUUAAAUUUGCACACCAGAAUUUCAAGAUGAACAUUUCUGGACUUGAACAACACUAGAGAUUAGCAUUUGAUAAUGAAUGGAAUUGAUUAGACCUCUAUCAGUUUACAGUCUGUCGGUCCUGUGACCCAUAAAUAAAAAUAAAGUUGCGGGACUGGAAACCUCACACAACUGAAUUUUCUAUCUAAAUUUCGGAACCUUGAAAAGAAAAAGUUUUUAAAAUUUGAAGAUUUCAAGUUUUAAAAUCUGAAAUUUCCAAGGAAUUCAAACAAAAUAGAUGACCUUAGAUAAAUUCUAUGGUAUUUAAACUUAAACAGUAAGUAUUAAGUAGUGAUUACAUUUCACAUAUUAAGCUGCUUAUAAACUUUUGAUCAUUUGGCCUUACUUGGCUUCCAUGGGUUUUAAGCACAAUGUGCUUUUAGAUGAUAAUGAGCCAUGUCUAUGGCACAAAUAACAUCAGCCACCCAGAUGCUAGUAAAGGAGGGGGUGGUCAUAGUUAACUUUUGCGUCAUCUCCUUUACACAUGAACGAGGUUGUUUAUUGAAGACGUUACAGUUUUGCUUGAGUGGCUAAAACGGUUUUUAAACCGCAUACCGUGAUAUCCCCGUUGGACUGGUCCUGAGUUGGUCCUCAUCUGAAAUCCAUCCAUUCAGGUCGGUUUUUGCAGCAAACCAACCAGGAAGCCUCCAGACAGCUGGAGUCCUUUGCUAUCAACCAUUCAGCAUCUUUGAUCAGAUCCAGAUUCAUUCAGUAAAUACCGUCAUGUAUUUGUAAGCCAUUAUUCAGAACACUUGGAACAUUAUUGCACCUUUUGUAGAGAGGUAACACUGCCUACAUCAGCACAUGGUGAAAUUUGGCUCAGAAAUCAUCUGUUUCAUAGAAGGUGUGGGUGGAAUAAUAAAUCUUUUUAACUAUUAGUGUCCUUUGUUGUCAGUACAGAAAGCUAAAAGCCAGCUUUCAUCUGAAGGCUGAGCCGUGUGAGAGAGGACGGCUGUUAGUUCUGCACUUUGUCGAGUAUUGCUUGAUUGUUGUGAACGCAGCCCUGCUUAAUCCAGUGGGGGCUGCUGAAUGUAUGAAAAAAAAACAACCUACUGUAAAUGGUUAUUUCCUGCUUCUCUGGUCGUCAUGGUGAUCUUAUGACUCAUCUACAGCACAGUGUACCUGUAGCUGUGUUGUAUUUAUGUCGAUGAACUAUUGUUGAGAUUGUAAAUUGACUGUUUUUGCUAUGCACAGCUCAUAAUUCUCAUUUCGUAUGCUUGUGUGUCCUGAGUCCUACUUUAUUUUCUUUUCCAAGAGUGUUACCAGGAAAUUACUAUUUCAUUUCUUCUGUAUGCACAGCUUUAGUCAAGCUUACGAGGUGACCGCGAUCUCGUAAAAAUGCAAUCCUAGCUGCUACAGUGUAGUAACUGUGUUUCUUGUCCCAAUCAAUUGCAUGUUGGUGCAGUUAAUGUAUUAAGAUGUGCAGCUGGUAGCAUUUACCUUCCCUGGAUAUUUAGGUUUAUAAUGAAAUACAUUUCUGUUAGUCUAUUUGAGUUUAUUCAUUAGUUGCCUACAGGUUCCCUUUUAUAACUGUUUUAUAUGUUUUCAUGGGAAGUUGUUCAUGUUUUGUGAUUUAACUUUAUGUUUGGUUCAGUGCUUUCAAAUGAAGAAUGUUUUUGG